GAAGACACUACAGUGGAAGACGCCCAUUGCAGUCAAAGAAAAUCAAACCAUAUUUGGUUGGGGUUCGUUUAUGUAAAGCUGUUCGAUCACGGAUCUCAGUAGAAUAAAAGUGUGCAGACUUGAAGAGAUAAGUUGAGGGAUCUGUUUCCUUUAAAAUUGUCGUCCGUUAUAUGUUUUCUGAACGCAUGCAACAUGUUACAAAGUUUUUUUGGACUUUUUUGUAUCUCAGCCUUUUGUCUUUUAGUGAGUCUCACGGGUACAAAUGCUGAAUGUCCUCUUGAGUUCAACCCACAGCGAGUUGUUGUGAGGUACGGCGGCUCUGUUUCAGUGGACUGCAGCACUAAUAUCACACAUAAAGGGAUCGGGUGGGAAGCCAGUGAGGGACCAGUACCCACGAACAGAGAUCAGAAUUUGAUCACCUGGAGAGUGUCGAGCCUCAGACAAUGGGACAUAAAGCCAAUCUGCUAUAUCAACUAUGACGGGCCACAAUGUGAAAAAAAUCUUCCAAUCACUAUUUACAAGACUCCAGAUAGCGUGUCCAUCAACACAGCUGAUCACACAGGACCGAUGAUUUAUUUCUCCACAUAUAAACUUCAGUGUGAUGUUGUGAAUGUGGCUCCUGUUCAGAAUCUCAUUGUGAAAUGGUAUAAAGGAGAGACUCUGAUGCAUAAUGAGACCUUCAUUUACUUCAUCAUGACUCCAGUGAAUACAACAUCUAUACUUCAGAUCAUUGCAGACAGAAGUGAUGAUGGAGUUCAGUACAGAUGUGAAGCAGAGCUGGAACUGGGAGCAGAAGGACCUCAACCUCCUCCAGCAGUGACAUCAGAACCUAUUCAGAUGACAGUAGUGUACCCACCACAACACAUCAGUUUAGUGGAGACCAUCGAAAAAAUUGAUGGAGAGGUCAGUCUGAAUUGUACAGUGGCUGCAAAUCCGACUGCUACCUACACCUGGCACUCAGAACAUCUGAAAGAGACGAGAAGCUCAUCAGUGCUCUCAUCUUCUACAUUGAGUCCAGGAAACUACACGUGCACUGCCAAAAACCUUCUAGGAGACUCUAGCAAAGUGUUUAUCAUCAAUUCUGCAGUGUCUGGUGACAGUUGCUCUCUAGGGAUAUCUCCCUUGAGAGUAGUUGUGAAAUAUGGGGAUCCAGUGUCAGUGAGUUGUGUGGCUUCUCGUCCGGUACGCGUACUGGGAUGGGAGUCCGUCAUUGGUUCAUCGCAUACACAACAUGACCAGAGCAUUCAGUGGCGGGUGGAUAGUUUGACUGACUGGAUUGAGGAACCGAUCUGCUAUGGCGUGUUCUUCACUGCACCUAGACAGUGUGAAGAAAAACUAAACCUCGUUCUAUACAAGAAACCAGACAGCGUCUCUAUAAGUUUAGUGAAUCACACCAGUCCAGUGGUGGAAGGAAGAGAGUACCAGCUACAGUGUGAGGUGCACAACGUUGCCCCUGUCCAGUACCUUGCUUUACACUGGUACAGAGGACAAACUGAGGUUUACAACCACUCCUUCUCAGAGUUAACACCUGCUACACCAGUGCAAGUCUCCUCCACCCUACUGAUAGUCCCAACCAGAGGUGAAGAUGGAGCUCAGUACAGAUGUGAAGCAAAGCUGGAACUGGGAGCAGAAGGACCUCAACCUCCUCCUACAGAGACAUCAGAAGUUCUCAGCAUUAAUGUUCAAUAUCCCCCUAACUUCCCCAGCCCUGGUGAGGAGAUACUGGACAUCAGUGAUGGUGGAGAAGCAGUGCUGAAUUGUGUUGCAGUGGGCAACCCCUCUCCUAAGUAUACCUGGACCUCCUCAAACCUUCAGGAGGUUCAUGAUCAACAAGUUUUGACGGCGACAACCUUAGGCCCGGGGGCUUAUACAUGCACUGCAUCCAAUAUCCUCGGGAAAAAGAGCAAAGAAUUCAUCAUCAAGCACAAAUCCAAAGGUGUUUAAGUCUGUUUAAGACCUUCAGAACAAAUGGAAGAUGCACAAAUUCACCCAGUGUGCUCAGGACUUUCUGAACACGGAGGUUCAAAAUGUAGCUUGACUUUAGAACGUAGAAGGUUUUUAUUUGCCUGAUGCCUUAUUUACAUUUACAUUAUAUUUAGGACUCUCUUUUUUCAGGGGUUUUGUAAAAUAUGAGAGUCAAACCUAUACAGUAUAUUUGUAAUGUGUAAACGCAGUUUUCCUAGAAAGUGCUAUUUUUACAGUUUCAACUGUGAUGGCUUAAACAUUGUAUGUUUGUUUUAUAGAUAUUAAUUCACAUAAUACUAAAAUAAUAUAAUGAACAUAGUAUGAUUCUGAAUUUUUGUUCCUGAAUG
Triplophysa rosa is the source of this 2312-nucleotide messenger RNA. Its product is annotated as hemicentin-1-like. Gene Ontology annotation, biological process: cell adhesion. The record is from RefSeq and is a predicted model, not a curated record. The transcript is spliced from 8 exons. Gene Ontology annotation, molecular function: integrin binding. NCBI's taxonomy places the organism in Eukaryota, Metazoa, Chordata, Actinopteri, Cypriniformes, Nemacheilidae. The coding region runs from base 193 to 1944 and encodes 583 amino acids.